Molecule: messenger RNA, 2425 nt
Organism: Sebastes umbrosus (honeycomb rockfish)
Lineage: Eukaryota; Metazoa; Chordata; Actinopteri; Perciformes; Sebastidae
Gene: parlb
Product: presenilins-associated rhomboid-like protein, mitochondrial
Exons: 10
Coding region: 79-1218 (379 amino acids)
Cellular component (GO): membrane
Molecular function (GO): serine-type endopeptidase activity
Source: RefSeq, a predicted model, not a curated record
CUCCGUCCUCCGCCCGGCUCCCGGAGCUCCGUGUUGACCCGGUACUGAAGCAGCUGCCGGGGGUCACCGGGCUCCAGCAUGGCGUGGAGGAGCUGCGCGGUUCUGCUCAGACUGACCGGAGAAGAUGUUUCACGGAGCACCGCGAGGGGAGGCAGGUGGCCUCACAGCUUCCAGCAGAGAUGCGGCUUCAGGAAAGCUGCCAGGAAACCAGAAUCCAAGAAGGCGGAGGAGCCGGGACCCCCGCUCACAGAGUCCUCCGAGGCCGCGGUCCAGCGCCGGGCCUCCGCCCCCCACCUGGAGCAUCAGGCUCCGCCCGGCUCCCCCCGGGCCUUCAGCCGGCUCCUCAGACCGCUCGUCUUCACCGUGGGGUUUACAGGCUGCUCCUUCGGCUCGGCGGCCAUCUGGCAGUACGAGUCUCUCAAGUCCCGGGUCCAGAGCUACUUCGACGAGGUCAGAGCUGACUGGCUGGAGAAGCUGCGACCGCAGAAGCGAGGAGACGUCCGCAAAGAGAUCAACCAGUGGUGGAACAGCUUGAGUGAGGGUCAGAGGACGGUCACAGGGAUCAUUGCUGCUAACGCCAUAGUGUUCUGCUGUUGGAGAGUACCGUCUCUACAGCGCUCCAUGAUCAAAUACUUCACCUCCAACCCGGCCUCCAAGACGCUGUGCUCUCCGAUGCUCCUGUCCACGUUCAGCCACUUCUCGUUCUUCCACCUGGCCGCCAACAUGUACGUCCUGUGGAGCUUCUCGUCCAGCGCCGUCUCCAUGCUGGGCAGGGAGCAGUUCAUGGCCGUCUACCUGUCUGCAGGUGUUAUUUCUACGUUUUUCAGUUAUGUGAGUAAGAUGGCCACCGGGAGGUUCGGUCCGUCUCUGGGAGCCUCUGGAGCCAUCAUGACCGUCCUGGCUGCCGUCUGCACCAAAAUGCCUGAAGCCAAACUGGCCAUCGUCUUCCUCCCCAUGUUCACCUUCACCGCUGCCAACGCUCUGAAGGCUAUUGUCGCCAUGGAUACAGCAGGUGUGGUGUUGGGAUGGAAGUUCUUUGACCACGCAGCUCAUUUAGGAGGAGCCUUGUUUGGAAUCUGGUACAUCCUGUUUGGUCACGAGUUGAUCUGGAAGAACCGAGAACCUUUCGUUAAACUGUGGCACGACCUGAGAACCGGAGGAGGUCCGAAUGGAGGAGGUGCUGACGGAGGAGGGGCUGACGGAGGAGUAGGACGCUGAAACACCGGGGCUGAUGGGAAAAACAAAAACAAAAAAAACCUGUAAAGAUGUAUAUAAAGUGUACAGACAGCAGCCGAGUCGCUGCACCAUUCGGCUUCCCCAGGACAAGUUAACCGGAAGCAGCUGGGAGCCGUGAUGAUGUCACACCCGGACGAGAAGUUAUGAUUCAUAUUUAUAUAAAUGAUGAUGACGAUGAUGACGAUGAUGAUGAUGAUGAUGAUGAUGAUGAUGAUGAUGAUGAUGAUGAUGAUGACGACGAUGAUGAUGAUGAUGACGAUGAUGAAGAUGAUGAUGAAGAUGAUGAUGAUUGUUCACGUUUGUUUAUUUAGACACAAAUAAUCUCUGCAGUCUGAGAAGAUUUAGUUUCUGAAGUUGAAAGUGAUUCAUUUAUGUUUCUGUGUAAACCAUUUAAAGAAGAUCAACUGUGUAUCCGGUACGCAUUAGGAGUCACUCCGGUUCUGAUUCUGGAACCAGGAGUAAAGUUAGAGGAGGAAGUCCGUCUUUUCUUUUAAAGUGAGUUCUUAACGAAGUUCUUGUCUUUCUUUCUGUUUGUUGGUUUUCUUUUAAAUUAAACUGUAAAAUGAUCACUGCUUCGUUCUUUAUGCUGAUCAAACAGGACGGACGUUCACUCCACUUUUUUCACCUUUUUAUCUCGUAAACUUCCGACUUUAGAAUAUCGCAAAUUUGUGUUUUUUUCUCGUAAAUUUACCCCUUUAAUCUCAGAGAAUAUCCAAGCUUUUAUCUCGUAAAUUUUCGACUUUAAAGCCUCGCUCGGGUGUAUUUUGGCAUUUCUAUGAUAUUUCUAAUGUAUUUCCUGACGAUGUUGAUCGAUGUUGAUCGAUGUUGAUCGAUGACUGUUCGCCCAAAUGUAUUUGACAACUUCUUUUUGUGCUGACAGUUAAAAGAAGGUUGUUGCUAAAAUGGGAAUAUGAUGUAUGACUAUAGCAGAAGCUGCAGGUCAGACGUCAUCCUCAGUUAACUCAGUUAUCCAGCCAGCCAGCUAGCUAGCUGAGUGUUUUCAUGCACAUUAGUGUUGUAUAUUUUCACAAUGGCAUUUGCAGUGAAUGGGUGUAAUCGACGCCGACUGUAGCACCAACCACGUCGUUCUCCUGCUACAGUUAGAAUAAAACCUUGCAAGUGAAGAGAAGUGGUGCACGUUAUAAUCUCUCAAACUUGUGUUUUUUCUCAUAAAUCUGCCCCUUUAAUC